Molecule: messenger RNA, 336 nt
Organism: Cooperia oncophora
Lineage: Eukaryota; Metazoa; Nematoda; Chromadorea; Rhabditida; Trichostrongylidae
Source: the annotation of a GenBank genome assembly
AUGCUUCCUGAUGAGAUGGAGGUCCGCGAGGCGUGCCGACAGUUGGACGCUAUGCUACAAAUUUCUGUCGAUAAUAUACUUGAACUGCUGGAUAACUCAGCAAUGGGAGACGCUAAGAAGGGCUCGAUUUUGAAGAAGAUGCGUGAACGCGCACAAACGUUGCGAGAGAAAGAAGAAUUUGAAGAAGCAAAGAAGAAGGAGCUCCGAUUGCCUGACAAAAGGAAAGGCUUGAGAAAAUCAGUCUUGCAGUCAGUACUGUCGCGUACUGAUCUCUCACGUGAAGAGCUGGAGCAACUCAAAGAAGAGUUGAACGAGCAGAAAACCUUGAAUAGCUAG